Molecule: messenger RNA, 2637 nt
Organism: Bursaphelenchus okinawaensis
Lineage: Eukaryota; Metazoa; Nematoda; Chromadorea; Rhabditida; Aphelenchoididae
Source: the annotation of a GenBank genome assembly
AUGGCCGGUGAAGAAAACACAAUAACCGAAAGUGUGCCAGAGGUUCAAGAACAAAAUGGCCUAACUGAAAACCUAAAUGAUCUAGUAUCGACCAGUCAAGCAGCUGUGCUACAAGCAGUUUUACAGGAUUCUGCGGUCAGCGAAAGCCUUCCAGCUCAAGUAAGUAUAAGGAUACUGUAAUUAUUAUAAAAGUUUAAAAGACUCGUCGUAACAAUAAUUGUAUGAAUAAGCAAACUUUUUUAGUUUCAAUUCCAACACGCUUCAUUAAGCGAUUUCUCAUACGCCUACCCGAGUUUAGCCGAUACUGCGGCUUUAAGUCUUCGGCCAAUUGUAGACGGUACUCAUGGGCUAAAUGCUCUCUCUGGUAAGUGUCUGAGUACUUUUAAAAAAUUUAAAAUUAUACUAUUUAUAUUUUGAUGUAUUAGGCUUACGCUCACGUCUAGAUUUAAUCUUAAACUUAAAUUUAGACUAAAGUUUGGGCUUAGGCAUGUAAAAAUUAAAAUUUGAUUUAAUUCGUGUCCAGUGCAUUCCUGGUUAACCCUUUUUCCAGAAUGUAUAUCGGACUCUGGGUUUAAGAAAAUUAAAUCCGAAAGUAGUUCAAGCUCUCGAACUUCUUCCAAUUCAGUGUUCCCGUCAUCGUUGAGUCAUCAGAAUGCGCCGGCACGUCGUCGACAUCGCACCACCUUUACGCAGGAGCAGUUGGCCGAGUUGGACCGGGCUUUUCAAACCUCCCACUAUCCCGACAUUUAUGCUCGAGAAGAGUUGGCUAAAAUGACCAAGUUGAACGAGGCUAGAAUUCAGGUAAGUACACUAAUAUUUAAUAUUAUAGUUGCGUUAGUACUGGCUUUUUGUAAAAGAUGAAAGUAAAACUAUGUGCUCAAAACACAUAUGACAAAACUAUUAUGACUAUUAAACUAUAGAAGUUACAAUAAUUUUAUGAUACAUUAAGCUAACUUUUUAUUUAUUAUGCCAAGACGCUGUAUACAAUAAUCUGCACUUGUUUUGACAUUCUGCAUUCUUAAUCCCAUUGUCAUAAAAGUCGAAAAUGCCAACUGCCAUGUUUUUGCACUUGGUUUUACCUCAUUAUGCGAGUCCACACUUAAUUGCCAAUUCAAUUGACUCGUAAUAAUUAGGCGUACAAAAAGUUUCGGGAUGAGUCGAAUGUUGGCAAAAUGAGAGUGGAAUAUUAAACAGAAUGAAUUUCAUACUAACCCUUAACAAAAAAUGGCACUAUUUUAAUAAAACUUUUUAAAAUUUUACCCUACCCUACUCUACUUUACCUAACUCUACCAUAUUUUACAAAUACAGUAACAAAGUUUCUAUCGUAACUGACGUUACAAAUAUACCGCGCUUAAACAUGAAAUAAAUCGUGCACUUAUGCUUAAUUAACAAUCACUUGACUAUGAUACAUUUCUUUGUAGCUUAUAAUAAUAAAAAUUUGAGUGGUAAUUGAGAUGCGCAUAGGGAAAAAGCAUAAGAUGUCAAGAUGAACGUAAAAGAAAAUGAAAAAUGACACCGCUACUUUUCAAUGCUUCAUACUGUGACUUUGGCUAUGUUUCUUUAACGUUACCGUAAUCCUACGGUAGCCUAUAAAAAAGAUCAUAACUAUGUAUUCCAGCAAGUAUUUUAGUCAUUUUUUACUGAUAAUAUAGUAUUAUAUUAGAGGAAUGCGCUUGUUAGAGACAGGGUUAAUAAACUUAAAUAGUAAGCAUAGCUGUGCCAUGACUAAACGUAUGGCUAUGCUAGGACUAACUCUGUGACCAGCUUUUGAACUUUUCUUGACCUUGCCAAACUUUUUGCGUAAUUGACACCUUCGAAACUUAAUCCAGUCUCAAUUUUGCGCCAAAUCCUAAUCCCUAUAAUUGAUUUCAUGCUGAGUGGCCAAAAGUCGAAAACAAGUCGGGAUGAGUGCAUUUGUUCGGCAAUUACGAUGCAAUCGAACAUGACAAUUAAAAGGCAUUUAGUUGAUACAGAACGAUAAUUAACUUUAUAAAAGUUUUAAAAUACUAAUAUCUAAAAAAUAAAAAAAGAAUAUUUUGAAAACACUAAUCAAAAAUUUUUUAUUAGGUAUGGUUCCAAAAUCGCCGCGCCAAGCAUCGUAAGCAAGAAAAACAGCUCCAGAAGUUAUCUUUAAACAACUUCAACAGUAGUAAUAAUGUGGCAGCAGCAGCAGCGGCCGCGGCUGCUCAAUCAGGACAAAUGAUGCGGCCGAUGUACCCAACAGCAACUGGUACUGGUACCAAUUCUCGCACCGGAAUUGAAUCUUGUUGGUACCAACCGUAUCAAGUGCCAAGACAAAUCAACUAUCCCAACACGACCAUUCCGUAUGGAAUGUCACAAAACUUUGGCAGUGUCAUGACUGGGUAGGUACUGGUUUUAAUUUUGGAUGACAUGUUAUACGAGGAAUACAAUUUGUAAAAAAUUUAUUUAUUUUGUUUUGUAAACAAAGUUUUUGUCAUUUUGUAUAGAGGUUACUUAUGUCAUUAUAUAGCUUAGCCAUAAUUUAAUAUAAAGUUCAUCUUCAGAUCCCAACUAUCAGGAUUUGGUGACGCAGCCGAUGAUUUGUAUGCCAAGUUCAGGAUGUCGAAUACAAAUGGCAACGGGCUGAGUUCGUACCCACAAGAACCAAACACGUAA